AAAGUAGUCGAAGUUGCUCCUGCAUUGAAUUUAGAUUCAAAUCUUCGUGAAAAAAUUCUUGCUGAUGCUAUUAAACUUGCCAAAUCUGUAAAUUAUCGCAACGCUGGUACAGCUGAAUUUUUGGUUGAUCAACAAAAUAGACAUUAUUUUAUUGAAAUUAAUCCAAGAAUUCAAGAGAUUACUGGUAUAGAUAUUGUAGCAGCACAAAUUCAAAUAGCUGGAGGCGCUUUACUUUCUCAUCUAUCACUGAUUCAAAACAGAAUUCAAACCAGAGGAUUUGCAAUCCAGUGUCGUGUUACCACUGAAGACCCAUCAAUGAAUUUUCAACCGGAUACUGGUAAGAUAGAGGUGUAUCGAUCAUCUGGUGGUAAUGGUGUUAGAUUGGAUGGUGGUGCCGGGUAUGCAGGUGCA
This is a messenger RNA of Entrophospora candida, 411 nucleotides long. Lineage: Eukaryota; Fungi; Glomeromycota; Glomeromycetes; Entrophosporales; Entrophosporaceae. The record is from the annotation of a GenBank genome assembly.